Balaenoptera musculus (blue whale) is the source of this 530-nucleotide messenger RNA. Its product is annotated as zinc finger protein 837-like. The coding region runs from base 209 to 487 and encodes 92 amino acids. The transcript has 2 exons. The record is from RefSeq and is a predicted model, not a curated record. Lineage: Eukaryota; Metazoa; Chordata; Mammalia; Artiodactyla; Balaenopteridae.
ACCCCCUGGGGAGAAGGCCCCCGCGUGUGACCACCGUGGGGCCCAGGUGCUGCACUGGAGCUGCCCCCGCGCUGCGCUGUGCGAGGUCCGCUCGGACUGCCCCCCGCGCACACAUCCCUGUCCCAGGACCCUGCCGCCGGCCUCUCUCCAGCAGAGUCCCUUCGUGGAGCUUCCUGCCGCGGGCCGGCACAGCGAGGCCUGUACCCGAAUGUCCCCGCUGGCCCCUCAGGAGUUGCUGCAGGCGGCAGAGGAGCCCCUUCCGUGCGCCCGGUGCGGAAAGCGCUUGGGCCCCAACGAGCAGCGGAUGGGACGAGGGACCCCGAUGUGUCCUAGGUGCGACCAGGCCUCGGGUCCUUUCCCCCAUGAGCCCGGCCGCCCGGCCCAGCAGCUGUACGCCUGCGUCGAGUGCGGCAAGGCCUUCACGUGCACCUCAAGACUGCUGCAGCCCGAGGGCAUCCACACGGGUGAGCGGCCCUACGUGCGCUGACUGCGGCCAGGCCUUCGUGCGCUGCUCCGGCCUCCAGGGCCAC